This is a messenger RNA of Cucurbita moschata (crookneck pumpkin), 3000 nucleotides long. RefSeq names its product F-box/kelch-repeat protein SKIP11-like. The record is from RefSeq and is a predicted model, not a curated record. Lineage: Eukaryota; Viridiplantae; Streptophyta; Magnoliopsida; Cucurbitales; Cucurbitaceae. Gene Ontology annotation, cellular component: nucleus. The transcript has 2 exons. Gene Ontology annotation, molecular function: protein binding. The coding region runs from base 1234 to 2538 and encodes 434 amino acids.
GCGUACAUUUUGGACUAGAGUGAAGGAAGAGAGUCACUCACCGGGCGCCGCCGGUUGGACAGAAUAGGUUGCCGACUUCUGGAAAGGGCAAAGAAGAGAGGAAAGGAAAGUGGAGAGGGAAGAAGUGGGUCCCACAACCGCCUUUUCCCGAGUAAAUGUAUUUUUUUUUUUUUUUUUCUUUUUUGUUGGUUUAAGAUCAAAUCUAAGUGAGAGUCAGAGGAGAGAACAGAGAGAGAGAGAGAGUCACGCGGGAUACACAAAGUGUGAUUUGCAAUAAUUUAAGAUCGGAAAGACGAAGACGAAGAAGAAGAAGAAGAAGAAGAAGAAGACGACGAGGAAGACGAAGAAUAUAAGCAGAUAGACAAUACAACACACUCGGUUCGUUAAGUUUUAAUUUUCCCCUUUCAAAUAUUCCAAUCAACGCUCUGUUUCUUCUGUUAUCCAUUAUUAAGUAAGUCCCCCUCUUCCCAUUCUUUCUUAUAGCAGCAACUCAUUCAUAAUUUGAUUGUGAUUAUACCCUCAUCGUUAACAGAUCUCUCGAUGGCCCAGAUUUUGAUUUCUUGAUUUCGACGGUUUCUUCAAUCGUGAUUCGAAUUUUCUGGGUUUUCUUUUUUUCUCUAGAUUUUGAGAUCCUUUUUCUUUUACUAUUUGAUUUCGAGGAAAGGGUUGCACUCGGAAGCUUAUCGUUUCAUCCUCUCUGUUCCUCUGUUUUUAUUUUCCUCUCUCUUCAAAUUUUGGUGGCGUUUUGGUUUGUAGGGCGAGUUUUGCGACAUUGUGUUGUUAAUUAUAUUAAUUUUAAGCUCGGAAUUGAGAAGAUUGGGUGGGCGAAUUGAGUGCGAUAAAUUUAGAAUUGUUUAUUAUUUAUUACUUGAAAAGUUUGUGGAAUAGCAAUAGCAAUAGCAAAAGCUCGGGGUUCUGGGUUAUUUCACGAUUUGGUGAUGGAAAAGUCAGGUUUCUAAAUCUGUGGCUUUCAUCUUUUUAUAUUAAAAAAUUUAUAGUUUUGGUAAAAAAGCUGCAUUGGGUUUUGAUUAUAUUAGCUGCUGGUUCUACCCCCCCACCCCCCCAAGUUUUUUUUAGUGGAACCUGGGCUUUGAUUUUUGAUUCUUUCUAGCUGUGGGAUUCUCUUAUUUUUAUUUUUUUUUUUUGACUAGGAAAGAGAAGGAAGAACACAUCGGAUCGGAUUGGAACUCUGAAAUUUCGCCUUCCUUUUUAUUUGUUGCAUCUGAGAGCGAUAUGUUGGAGGAUCGCUCCUUUCUAGCGUCCAGGGUGUUCUCAAGCUCUUGCCACCACCAAACUCAGUUGGCUUGCUUUAACUUAACGUGUCGACUCGAGGUUGGAAUGGGAAAUGCCAAACGCCCCCCAUCAGAUCAUGAUGCCCAUUCACUUCUUCCAUCCUCCACUUCUUCUCAUAGAAACGUCAGGCCUCGAUCUUCCUCGGAUCAUUCAAAUCACGACUCCCAUUCCGGCAACACUUCUGAUUCCGCCACUCUCUUCUCUUCCAUUGAUCGGGACAACUCUAUUAACUGCUUAAUUCGCUGCUCUCGCUCUGAUUAUGGUUCUAUUGCGUCCUUGAGUCGAAGUUUCCGUUCCUUAAUUCGUAGUGGGGAGCUCUACAAGCUGAGGCGUUUCAACCAUGUGAUUGAACACUGGGUUUACUUCUCUUGCCAUCUUCUCGAGUGGGAGGCUUUUGAUCCAAUUCAGCGUAGAUGGAUGCAUUUGCCCAGGAUGGAUUCUAAUGAAUGUUUCAUGUGCUCGGAUAAGGAAUCCUUAGGAGUGGGGACUGAUCUUCUUGUUUUUGGUAAGGAUUUAAAUUCCCAUGUCACAUAUAGAUAUAGUAUAUUGACAAAUUCGUGGUGUCCUGGAGUGAGUAUGAAUGAUCCCAGAUGCUUGUUUGGGUCUGCUAGUCUAGGGGAGAUAGCGAUUUUAGCUGGUGGGUGUGAUUCCAAAGGCAACAUCCUUAACACUGCGGAGCUCUACAAUUCCGAGACUGAAACAUGGGUGACCCUUCCCAAUAUGACCAAGCCAAGGAAGCUGUGUUCUGGAGUGUUCAUGGACGAUAAAUUCUAUGUGAUUGGGGGAGUUGGAGGAAGUGAGGGGAAGGUUCUUACAUGUGGGGAAGAGUACGAUUUAGAAAGUGGGAAGUGGACUGAAAUUCCCAACAUGUCACCUGGGCGGAGUGCUGCAGUUAGGGAUAGUGAAAGUGCGGCAGCUGAAGCGCCCCCUCUACUUGCGGUGGUGAACAACGAGCUGUAUGCUGCAGACCACACUGACAUGGAGGUGAGGAAAUACGACAAGGAGAAGAGAGUAUGGUCUACCGUAGGGAGGUUGCCUGAACGAGCAGUUUCAACAAAUGGUUGGGGGCUUGCGUUCAGAGCCUGUGGAGAUAGGCUAAUAGUGAUUGGUGGACCAAGGGUUGUAGGGGAAGGGUAUAUAGAGCUGAAUUCAUGGGUUCCAAGUGAAGGCCCUCCAAGGUGGGAUUUGCUUGCAAGGAAGCGAUCUGCUAAUUUUGUGUAUAACUGCGCUGUGAUGGGAUGCUGAAACUAAGAAACCUGUUGUUGUGCUUAUGCUCUGCUGCAUUGGUGGCGGUGUUGGCUUGAAUUCAGUUCCAGACGGGUCUGUUUUGUUUGUUGUUCUACACAUGAUUCUGGGUCAUCAGUUAUUUCCCAUACUCUCUUCACAUAUUUUGAAGCAUUGCGCAGGGAGGCGUGGGGAGGAAUUGAUUUUACUUGAGAUUUUAUAGAAAAUGUUCCAUGGAAGGAGAUCUUAAAAGAAGAAGAAGAAGAAGAAGAAAAAAGAAUAUAUAUAUAACAUUUAUUCUCUCUGGAGACUCAAUUUUUAUUGAAAUGCCAUCCCCUCACCCUCACCCUCACCCCAAUAAUUUGGGUUCAGAUAUUUGAAAGAUUAAUAAUUUGAGUAGUAGAACAGAGAGAGAUUGGUAGCUGACUCAAACACUAGCAUUGGAGAACUGAAAUAAGUUAUAAUGGAAAAUGAUGGGUAAAC